CUACAUGCGUGUAUCAUCUGUGCAGAAAGUCCAAAAAGGUUCUGUGCUUCAGUGCUUGUGAGACCAGUACGGGUUGUUAGAGAAUAGGCUUAGGAUUAAAAUGGCUGAUUUAGAUGAUUUCUUUGCGAAAAAGGACCGAAAGAAAAGUAAAGGUAAAAAGUUUACGACAACAGACGAAAUAGCGAAGAAACUUGAAGAUGCGGGUAAAAAAUCUGAAAAGGUAAAAAAACCCAUGCCGUUACAGCAGAUUGGCACGGAUGGAGAUGAAAAUAUUCACCAGACACAGGACGAAGAUGAUGAAUGGAAGGAAUUUGAAGAAGAAAAGAAGGAUUAUUCUGGACUCCGUAUUGGAAACUUAACCAUAACAGAAGGUGAUAGCGAGGGAGGUGGUUGUGAUGGUGAAGAACAGGAUAUUAUGGAGGAAAAUGAAGCCGGUGAACUAGUUCCUCGGCGCAAGGUUCAGUCUGGGCCAUGGAAAAUCGUUGCUCCACAAUCCCAACCUGAACCAGAACAGCCAGUUGAAGAUAAGCAUAUUGAGUAUAUGCCUACAGGUGGUUCUGCAUACUUACCACCGCACUUGAGGAACCAGCCAAGGGAAAUACAUUCUAGUCCUCGGAUGAAGAACAGAACUGCACCAGACAUAAAUAGUGAAGAAUUCUUCCCCACUCUAUCUGCUUCAAAGAAUGUGGAUCCUAGAGCUCAAGGUCGAAAGAGAAGAGAUGAGGGUGCUUUUGAAGAAGUCCGUAACAGCCGAUCCCAUUCCAAUCGAUAUGCAGAGAGUGCUAUGGCAGCCUCAGGACCACGUCUCAGUUUGGGCAACAAGUAUGGUGCCCUGAGUCAAGAACAGAGCUGAGACUGGCCUGACUCCCCCCUCCCCCUCCUUUACACCACACACACACACACACACACACACACACACACACACACUUUAAUUGCUGUAAAUCAGUUGUUGGUAUUUUUUAUUGAUGUGUUGUCAUUCAUUUUAGUAAUUCAAUAACUACAAGAGCUUGUUUCCACCAUAAUUAUGGCAGUGUGACUUUCGUGAUUCAUGAAGAACAAAGCUAGUGGAUGAAGCCAUUUUACCUGUAUGGUGGGUGUAAUAGCUUCUGGCUGUUGUGAAGUGUCUCAUUCUAAAAAUGAAAAAAAGUUGAAAUACUGUGAAGUGCUUUGUGGCACGAACAAGUUUGAAUGAAACUGGUGACUGUUAAAAGAGCUUCAUAUGUUUAUAGAAGAUAUUUGAUGAUUUACAAUAAAAAGCUCCACAUGUGCUAAAAUUGUUUUAUUGUAUAAAUUUCUCAGUGUUCUAACUACUCUAGCAUACUUUACCAAAAAUUAAGAUUUCACUGUAGCAAACAUUCCUUUGUUUUUGCUGUUACUAUUGUUGUUUGUUGCAUUGACCGUUAUGCAGGAAAAACUUUCACUGGUAUUUGUGAUAAAAAGAUGGCUGUUCAUCACAAGGAAUGAGUAAAUAGAAAACUGGAAACUGCUCAUUGUUCAAGGAUUUGGGUUAGAUAACUGUAAAGUGUAAAAAUUAACAAAGUAUUUGUUUGUGCUUAUUUGUUGGUUAAAGGACCAGUUGAGAUUCUGGCAUUCAUUAAAGCAAUAAAUUACUUUUUUACAAAA
Schistocerca cancellata (South American locust) is the source of this 1623-nucleotide messenger RNA. Its product is annotated as protein CDV3 homolog. NCBI's taxonomy places the organism in Eukaryota, Metazoa, Arthropoda, Insecta, Orthoptera, Acrididae. Gene Ontology annotation, cellular component: cytoplasm. The transcript is spliced from 5 exons. The record is from RefSeq and is a predicted model, not a curated record. The coding region runs from base 101 to 853 and encodes 250 amino acids.